Frieseomelitta varia is the source of this 1711-nucleotide messenger RNA. Its product is annotated as protein Wnt-7b-like. Gene Ontology annotation, cellular component: extracellular region. The record is from RefSeq and is a predicted model, not a curated record. The transcript is spliced from 6 exons. The coding region runs from base 226 to 966 and encodes 246 amino acids. Lineage: Eukaryota; Metazoa; Arthropoda; Insecta; Hymenoptera; Apidae. Gene Ontology annotation, biological process: cell fate commitment; neuron differentiation; multicellular organism development. Gene Ontology annotation, molecular function: frizzled binding; cytokine activity.
ACGCUAAGAUCUAACAGGAAAUUUUCUCACUGAUCUAUUUCAGGAAGCAGGGAAGCAGCUUUCACGUACGCAAUAAGUUCGGCGGGUGUGACGUACGCGGUGACCGCAGCUUGCAGCAGGGGCAACAUCACCGCCUGUGGUUGCGAACCCACCGUUAGGACGAGGAAGGAGUUGCCGGCAAACGGUUGGGAAUGGGGCGGUUGCAGCGCGGACGUCACCUACGGGAUGAGGUUCGCGCGUAGGUUUCUGGAUGCGAGGGAGGUCGAGGGUGACGCGAGGAGCCUGAUGAACCUUCAUAACAAUAAGGCAGGACGAAAGAUAGUUAAGGCUCUGCUGCAAACGGAAUGCAAAUGUCACGGCGUGUCCGGCUCGUGCACCGUGAGAACUUGCUGGCGGACCUUACCUAGUUUUCGUCAGAUCGGCGACGCACUGAUGAAAAAGUAUUACAGAGCCAGGCCGGUGAUAGCGAUUACCCCGCCGCCACCACCGACGAUGCAGAGUUUAGACGCGUUGCAUUCAACGUCGGCGGAAAUAGUGCCGAUUUUGGGGAACGAUGCGAAAACUCAGGGGAAACCGAACGACGUUGGAAAGUCCCGACACGACCGGCAACCACCGAAGAAAGCCACGAGACCGAGGAGGCCACAUUUAGUAUUGAAGAGGACUAAAUCGAACGGUGGAUUGAGCGUGGGACAGAAGAGGAUUCCAAAGAGAAGCGAAUUGGUCUUUCUGCAACCAUCCCCAAAUUACUGCGAGCCAGACUUAUCCCAAGGUAGCCUGGGAACUCAAGGCAGAUAUUGUAAUCGUACUAGCAAAGGUACGGACGGAUGCGACCUAAUGUGCUGUGGACGUGGCUACAACACGCACCAAUUCACGAGAACGUGGCAGUGCAGAUGCAAAUUUCACUGGUGUUGCCGCGUGCAUUGUGAAACGUGCACUGAACGUACCGAGGAGUACACGUGCAAAUAAACAUUCGAACGUAUUUGCAAUCUUGGACAUGUAAAUAUACAUGAUAGACGUUAUAACAAUUUAUGAAGAGAAUUUCUCCACUGACGAGAUCUGUCGCGAGCUCUGUCGCGCUCUGUCAGAAACGAUCCGAAACAUCGGCCUCGACAUAAUGCCUCUCUAAUAAUGAUAUAAUUGACAGAGCGUUCCUUUUUUUGCUUAACUCAAUCGAUUUAUAUACGUACGAUAAUGAUAGAUACGCCAUCGUGAUGGCUGAUACUGUGUAAUUGUAGAGACGAUAUGAAGAAACGGUAUAUCGAUAUUUAGUCUGUAUAUUCAUGAUAUUAUGCGAUGAAAUGCGAAGAACGAACAGCAAAAUUUUCGUAAGUUUUGUAAAGCUCUUGUUAUUUAACACGAUAGUCGAUAAUAUGUAAUUGUAGAAACGACGUUAGACAACGUAAGGGACAUGUCGAUAUUUAGUUUGUAUGUUCAUGAUACGAAACGAUAAAACGCGACAGAUGGACGAAAUGCAAAUUGUCGAAUAUUUCAUGAAAGGUAGCUUUGAGAUAUUGGAAGAACUUGAGUUACCAUUUUGAAAUAUUAAGAAAGAUUGAAUGAAUCAGUCUGAUAAUAUUGGAUGGAAAUGUCUCGGUGAUUAAGGUAAUUUCGAUAAAUCGAUCAUUGAACAACCUUUGAAUCUAUACAUAUUAGAAAAUGAUAUAAGAGAUAAAAAUAGAGAAUAAAUAUUCGUCGCUCUAUCUAAAUUGGU